AUGCCAAAGGCGAAUCUCUGGGGUGAUAUUCUGAUGGAGCAAGAACUCACUGCCCAGCUUGAGGAUGCACUGGGCGCGAUGGAGACUCAAGGAGGCACUUUUUGCAACGCUAAGAACUUCCGAAACAAACGAAUCCGACCGCACCAAAUGAAUCAGUGCCGCAAAGGAAAAGAACAACCCGGAAAUCGCCACAAUCAAAAGCCCCAGAUCGUCAAGAAGCUGCACACUGGCUUUCCGAGAGUCGAAAUGGGAGUUCCAAGAAUUCUCAAAUCCAAAAGCCCUUUGAGCGAAGAAAUGACUUCUGAGGAGUUGACGCAAGAGAUUCGCUUCAGAUUAUGGGAGCACAAACUCAUCCAGCUACGAGCUCUUAUCAACAUCUGCGGCAACAAAAUUGCCAUUGAAUUAAUGGAAAAAGUUAUCGAAGCUGAAAAAGAGGGUGGAGUCAUGUGCGAGAGACGAAAGCAGCGACGACUUCCAGGAGGAGUCUUUAUCCAUUUUCUCCGCGAAAGAACUGAUGUCGACCAGGAAGAAGUGAAGAAAGUCCUCGACGCACACAGAACUUGGGGCCAGAAAAAGUCUAAGAACAACAACCCUGUCAAGCAUUCAAAAACGCCCGAAUCAUCAAUGGAAGCAGAAACGACGCCUCAAAAGGCCGAGGAUCCGCAAGUUGCCGCUGAUGAAAACCAGGAGCCUGGAGAGAUUGUUUAG
Molecule: messenger RNA, 708 nt
Organism: Oikopleura dioica
Lineage: Eukaryota; Metazoa; Chordata; Appendicularia; Copelata; Oikopleuridae
Source: the annotation of a GenBank genome assembly